This is a messenger RNA of Aspergillus wentii DTO 134E9, 627 nucleotides long. RefSeq lists its product as uncharacterized. Lineage: Eukaryota; Fungi; Ascomycota; Eurotiomycetes; Eurotiales; Aspergillaceae. The record is from RefSeq and is a predicted model, not a curated record. The transcript is spliced from 5 exons. Bases 51 to 299 code for a protein of 82 amino acids.
UAGGGAAAUAACGAUACAGAAUUUUGAACGGCUCUGGUUGGGUGAUAGGGAUGGGCCUGGGUUAUUGGAUUGAAGAAGGAUUAUGGUGUGCAAUUUUCAAACGAUUUGAACAGCGGCUCUGGUUGGGUGGUAGGGAAUGGGCCUGGGAGAUCAUUUAUCGUCUCAGCCAAUCUUCGCUUUUUCAAACUAGGUACGUCCAAAAUCCCCAUUCCUAUCAGGCCUUGGCGGGUGGCAGGGACGGGCCUGGGUUAUCGAAAAUUGGGAGGGGAACAUUUAUUGACACAGAUGCAAUUUCGUGAUCAGGCUCUGGUUGGAUGGCAGGGAAUGGGCCUGGGUUAUCAGAAAUUGGGGGGGUGGACUGUGGUAUGCGCUUUUCAUCUUCAUUGAAGCACAGUCAGCUCAUGCCCAUGAAGGCAAUAACAAUGCAGAUAUACGAAUUCGAUUUUCAAACCGGCUCUGGUUGGGUGGUAGGGACGGGCCUGGGUUAUCGGAAAUUGGGAGGGUGGAGGGUUGUGGUACGUGUUUUCAUCUCCAUUGAUGCUCAGCCAGCUAAUGAUCAUUCAGGGACUAAUACCGCAGUUAAACGAAUUCGACUUUCAAUCUGGCUCUGGCGGGUGGUAGGGACGG